Cryphonectria parasitica EP155 is the source of this 2269-nucleotide messenger RNA. RefSeq lists its product as uncharacterized. The transcript has 3 exons. Gene Ontology annotation, biological process: protein import into nucleus; ribosomal large subunit biogenesis. The record is from RefSeq and is a predicted model, not a curated record. Lineage: Eukaryota; Fungi; Ascomycota; Sordariomycetes; Diaporthales; Cryphonectriaceae. Bases 1 to 2007 code for a protein of 668 amino acids.
AUGGGCAAGUCGCGACGUAACAAGGCUAAUGGGCAUCGAGCCGACCCCAUGGCCAUCAAGGCUGUCAAGCCACCUACAGACCCUGAACUUGCUGCUCUGAGGGAGAAACAGAUCCUGCCUGUUAUCAAGGACCUACGAAGCUCUGAUCUCAAGGCUCGAGGCUCAGCUGCCUCAGCCGUUGCAAAUAUUGUCCAGGAUGAGAAGUGUCGGAAGUUGCUUCUCAGAGAACAAAUCGUCCACAUUAUUCUCACAGAAACCCUGACAGACGCAAGCCUGGACAGCCGUGCUGCUGGCUGGGAGAUCCUUAGAGUCAUUGUCUCUGAGGAGGAAAGUGAUUUUUGUGUUCAUCUCUUCAGGCUUGACGUGCUCACUGCCCUGGAGCAUGCCAUCAAGAAUGUGAUCCAAACAAUCUCAGACCAAAGUUUCUCGAAAGCGGCCAAGGCUCAGCAACAGGUGACAUGGAACAUCACCACGGCAUUGCUAUCUUUAGUGGGCGCCCUGGCCACGGCCCGGGAUGAGAUUGCAGAGGCUAUCGUGUCUAACUCUCAGAUCAUCCCUUUCCUCUGCUUCGUCGUCAAUCAGAGCUUCACUCCACCCGAGAUUCUCAACGAGACGAUGAGCUGCCUCAUGACUCUUUCCGAGGACAAUCUGAAAGCAUCACAAGCCAUACUUGCGGACCAGUCGAAUUGCUUCCGAACUUUGACCAAGUACAAGGAGCUGGGAGACUCCAAGGCAGUAUAUGCUUCGGGUGUGCUCCACAAUAUCUAUUCUGCCCUCGAGUGGCAUGACGGUAGUCCCGGCCAGGACGGUGCUACUGAUGCCAAGGUCAUCCCAAGCCUGUGCCGAGUUCUCGAAAAGACCAAGCAAGAUCCCAAGACGUACCAGAUUGGUGGUGUCGAAAUCGAGGCCGUGACCCAGGCACUCGAGAUCCUAGCUUCGAUAGCAACAGAUCUGCAGGCUUCCAUAACGAAGGGCAACAAGACAACGGCAGAGUGGAAUGGAUUCGAAGACGACACGGCGAUGGCAGGUGCCGAUGGCGAAGACGAAGCCAUGAAGCAGGGAAGUGAUGAGGAUGAUGAAAUUGGAGAUGGUGCGGAAGAAGAUGGCGCUGACGAGGAUGACGUCUCGAUGGAUGAGGACGAGAUACUCGCCGACAUGGAUCUUGUGACUGGACCAGAUUCCGACGCCGAGGACGACGCGGGUCUCGAAGACUUACCGAGCCUGCGAGAGUUCAUACAGAAAGCGACGCCCCAGCUUAUCCGUCUGGCUAACUUUGCCCCAGCAUCAGAUGAAGCAGUUGCAGUCCAGUCGGAAGCCCUCUCUGCCCUCAACAAUAUCGCCUGGACCAUGUCCUGCUUCGACUACUCAGAGUCUGGCAACGCUGGUCUCCUCAAGGCCUGGUCUCCAGUUGCCAAACGCCUCUGGUCCAAAGUCAUCGCACCUGUUCUUGCCACGGACACCGCCGACGUGUCUCUCGCCUCGCUCGUCACCAGUGUUGCAUGGGCGGUGUCCCGGACCCUCAAAGGUUCCACACCACUUGUAGGCAACGAGCAACAAAAGUUCAUCUCCCUCUACAAAGCAUCCAAAGGGCAGCAAGAAGAACAAGAAGAAGUCGAGGACCCGUUCCAGGCACUUGGCGUUAAGUGUAUCGGUGUGCUGGGGCAGCUAGCCCAGGACCCGGCCCCCAUCGACCUCAACCGCGAGGUCGGCAUCUUCCUCCUCACCGUACUCGAUGCGCUGCCCGAGACUUCUCCGGCGGACACAGUCGAGGCCCUGAACCAAAUGAUGGACAUCUACGGCGACGAGAGCUUUCCCUGCGACAAGGCCGUGUUUUGGAAGGACAGCUUCUUGCAGCAUCUCGAGAAGAUUGUCCCAAAGGUCAAGACCAUGGUGAAGUCUAUCGACAAGCGCGGUGCGACCAGUGAGCUGAGAGUUCGCGCGGACGAGGCGGUCUUGAAUCUGACCCGGUUCAUCGCCUACAAGAAAAAGCAUCCGCCUCGGCCCUGAGCUCGAAGGGUGCAUACGUGAUGAGAAAUAGCGGCUGCCGUCAGAAGGAAACCGUAGGCCACGAUAUUGACGACUAUUUUAGCGUCUUGGAUUUCUGAAUGAGUAUCUUCAACCAGCAAAUGACUGGGCGUUGGGUUUACGGACAGGAGACUCUUCUUGGCGCACAUGGUCAGCCAGACGGACGCUGUGGCAUCUCGGCACGGACCAGCGAAUUGCGCAGAUCUUUCAGUGAAUCAAAGAAUUGAAUUUGCUUUGCAUACUG